This is a messenger RNA of Gastrolobium bilobum, 4045 nucleotides long. RefSeq lists its product as uncharacterized. The record is from RefSeq and is a predicted model, not a curated record. The coding region runs from base 1606 to 2286 and encodes 226 amino acids. The transcript is spliced from 3 exons. Lineage: Eukaryota; Viridiplantae; Streptophyta; Magnoliopsida; Fabales; Fabaceae.
AAAUCAUCUCCCUCCCUACGUUUGUGCGCAUAGGAGUAGUAUUACAAAUCUGAGUUAGAUACACUUGGUCAGAAUGUUGGGCAAACCUUGCUGUCUUCUCCUUCCUCAUAGGCGCAAAGAGAAGAAGGCCAACCCGAAGACUGGAUACUUUCCCGUUAGCUUUCUUCUUCCCUUAGACGCUGAAGUGAGAGUCUCCAAACUGAUUGCUCACUCCAUGGAUUAGAAGCAAACCAAAUCUCUCUUAUUCCUUGUGACCGUGAGCUCUUUUGAGAGUAACACAAAAGAAAACCUCCGAGACUUUACAUCACUCUCAUCCCUUGCAGAAGCCUUGAACUUCAAAGGAAAGGGCAUUACUCUAGCAAGGAGUUGAGGUACUGCCUCUCUGUACAUGCACCUCACCAUUUCUCUCUGUCCCUCCAUGGAACUUCCCCUCGCAUGCAGCCGAAGCCAGAACUAUAGGAGCGCUGAGAGAGGGCAGAAGCUGCUACAUCUUUUGGUUGCUGCCCCGUGACCAUUUAAGAACCUUUGGUCACAUGUAAUAAGGUGCACGUAAUUCUUAUUGAGUGGGCUGAAUUUUGGUGCUGUUGAUUAUUGCAUGGACAUAAGGAGGACGUAAAAGCUUUUGAGGACUUGGAUAUUUGUUGUUGGCUUCUACUAUUUUGGGCAUGCUGCUAUUGAUGUGAUAUUUUAUGGAUGACUGUAUGAAAUUGAGAAGCUUUUAUUACUGUGAACUAUGAUUUUAUUAUUGCAUUACGAUUUUAUGACCAGCAAGUAUUUUGGAAACAGAUGUUGAAAUUUGCGAAAAGGAUUUUGACAUGUUAUCUAAAUGCUGAGUUUUGAAAAGUCUUUGCGAGCACUUUGUAAGUUGUCGUACUGGGGCUAUGGACCUCCGAUUUUCUUAUAAUUUAUAUGCACGCGUAGCCCCAGGUGUCUAGUUUCAUUAUAUAUAAACCUUGCAAAGAAAUUCUGAAAGAUCGAUUUAUUAUGAAUUUUACCAGCCAGGACAUUUGUGAUAUUUCCACUAUUUUCUCUCUUAUUUUGCGAGUUAUGUUUCGAGGGGCAAACGAACUCCAAACCACUAUUAUUUUAUAUGAACGUGAAGCCCCAGAUGUCUAGUUUCCAUAUUACAAAGAAUAUAUUUUUGAAUUGUUGAACUGGAUUUUAUACGAAUUUUUAAAGACAGCAAGGUCUAUCAGGAAAUUUAUAUUUUUAGUAAGUUGAAGAAAUUUUGCGUAUUCUGAUUUUAGUAAUUAACCAGAUCCCCUCUUUAGUUUUAAUUGGCAAUGUAAAAGCGAUUUUUUUUCAGUCUCUAAAAUACUAUUAAAGAACUCUAAUUCCGCUUAGCAAACAACUCUCUUGGAGGCCUACAAGAGAGGGUGUUACAUUGGGGACACAAAAAUUGGCAGUGCAUUAUGCGAUCUUGGGGCUAGCAUUAAUUUGAUACCCCUUUCUGUUUGUAAAUCCUUGGGGAUCACCGAGUUAAAGCCCACUUUGGCAUCUCUUCAACUUGCUGAUAAGUCUUUGAGGAAGCCUAGUGGUAUUAUUGAAGAUGUUCUUGUAAAGGCAGACAAGUUCAUCUUUCCUGCUGAUUUCGUAGUGUUGGACAUGGAAGGGGGAGCUGAGAUGCCUCUUUUGCUGGGUAGACCUUUCUUGGCCACUGCUCGGGCAUUGAUUGAUGUUGAAAACGGGAAGCUUGAGCUAAGGAUGAAUGAAGAGACCGUUACCAUUAACGUCUUUGAUUCUUUAAAACAGUCUUCUCACAAAGAUGAUUGUUUUAGUCUUGAAGUAAAGGAAAAACAAAGUGUAGCGGAUGAUGCCAAGGAAGAUGGUGCCAUAAAGGUGGAUUUGAAGGAGCUUCCUCAACCUCAAAAGAAUGUCUUCUUGGGUGAUAAGGAGGCGGUGAUUGAAGCACUGAAGGAAGAGGAAACUGAAUUGAAAAAUAAAGAUCCCUUUUCCCAUACGAACAAAAUUCUCAAUGAGGAUGAUGACAAACCUGGGAGGAAAUCUAAAAGGAGGCGUCAUCCUAUGCUGAAGAAGGUACUAAGAAAGGAAGUGGUGAAACUCGUUGAUACGAGUUGGAAGAGACAUCGGGAGCUGAAAUUUGACAAGAGACACCGAGACUCUAUCUCUCGAAAAAACCAAAGCUUCAAAGAGUUCCUCGCAUGGAUUAAUAUUUUGGAACAAAUCUGGGAAUUGUGGUCUCAUACACCAAGGCAUCCAGCACCACCAGAUCCUCCAUUUGCUGAAUCAUCCCACGCUGCUGAGGGGGAUGACAUGGAGGGUUGAUCAUAUCUCCUUGCUGAUGGAGAUUUUGUAUAUUAGUUUAUUUUUCAGUUUCGUAUUUUUAUUUUUUUAUUUUUAUUUUGUGUUGGUUUAUUUCUCUCUGAUGUUUUACUGUGUGCAUUAUAGUUUAUUCUAUAUGCCACUGUUUGUUCUAUUGUGUAGGUUUUUCUUCUUUCUCGUGGUUUAAUUAUUGCUGAGGACAACAAUUCUCUAAAUCUGGGAAUGGUAGGCAGGCUUGCACCUGAGAACUGCAAUUCUUCUAUCAGGGGAAAUACUCUAACUCUUUUAAUUUUCUUAGUUAAUUUUUAUAGUUAUUUUGUGUGAUAUAUAUAAAAAAUAAAUAAAUAAAUAAAUAAAUUUUUGAACAUGUUUUCUGAGCAAGUCCCAGGUUUAGAUAUGCUUUCCCUAGUUAACUUGCCUGAUUCAUCCUAGGAAAUAUGUUUUGUAUGAACUUCUGGCAUGAUAUUGUAUGGGCAUGAGUAGACUUCAUGAUUGCUCGUUUGUCUGAAUUUUGUGUUUGAAUGAUUAAUGAUGCCUGAUGUUUCUUUUGGAAGUCUAGCUUGACAUCAUAGCUGGUGAGGUUUUGUGCUUAAACACUUAUUUUAUUCUGAGAGACCUCAUUGUGAUAGCAUUCUAGAACUUGCUCUAUUUCUCUGAGAUGCAUGCAUUGGUUGAUAUGAUAAAGGCAUUUUGUUCUUGUUAGCUAUUGGCCAAAAAUAACCCACCUGUAUGAAUUUUUCCACUGCUAACCCCUUUGAGCUUGAGCCUUUUUGUUCAUAAUUCCUGAUUGAUGGUUUAGCCUAUAUCCAUGUGACUUACCUUAAUUGAGAUUGAAUUACUGAUAUGUUGGAAUAAUUGAUUGUUUCCUGUAUUGAGUCUUGUACAUUGCUGGGGACAGCAACGUUUAAAUCUGUGAAUGAUUUGAUGUGCUUCUGGCAAGUGUGGUUUUUUCAUGUUAAAAUUGAAAAGAAUUGAAUCAUAAGAGAGCAAUUUAAAUACAUAUUUGCUAUUUAUAUUGAUUCUUUCUAUGUCAAUAAUAUUCAUCUUUUGGUUGUGUUUUUACAGGAAAAAGAGGAGUGAAAAUUACAAAUUAUAAAAAGCCUGUUGACGCGACUCCACACGCACAAUUGUAUCACAGUAUAAAUGCCAGAGAUUUGGCGCAUGUUGGCACCACACUGACGCAAACCAGCGCCAGAUUGCGAACUUUGCAGCGGAGACCUUGUGCAUGGCGCCAUUAGGCGCCCAAUCAUGAAGCAAAUGGUGCCUCCUAGCACCAUGGCGCCACUAGGCGCCCACAAAGAAGGAAAUUGGCGCCAAAUGGCACCCAAAAGAUGAAGAAUGGCGCCAACUGGCGCUGAGUCACGGGAAUUGGUUCCGAAUUGCAGCAUACAUUGGGCAGGAAGUUGGCGCAAACGUGCGCCAAACCGGCGCCGGGUUGCGGGAUAGAAGUACCGUGUUAUCUCGGGGGUAUUUUUGGAAGAAGGAAAAGAGUCAUAUAAAUAGGAUCCUUUUGACAUAAUUAGGGAGUCAGACCUAUUUUUCUUCAGAAGGAGACUGAUGGCAGAGCUCAGGAGGAUUCUUCUACAGUUCUUCUUCUUCUCUUUUCUUCUUAAUUUUAUGCUUUUGAAUAUUGGAUUAUUUUUAGCCAUGAUUAUGCUUGGCUAGUUUUCUUUUAUUGUAGUUAGGGUCACAAACCCUAUGUGAACCCUUGUUACGCGGAUUGAUUUAUAAUUGCUCGUUUAUAUAAUUCUCUUUAUCUCUA